AUGACUCUUCGAGAAGUCAACGGUGUACACCUCAAUGGCGAUGCCGCCAACGGUGUCACCAACGGCAGUGCCGCAGAUGUCGACCAAGACAAACACCUCCACCUCGACGCCGUGAUUGUCGGGGCUGGAUUCAGCGGUAUCUGCUCACUUCACCACCUGCGGAAACUCGGUCUCAAAGCCAAAAUCUUCGAACAGGGGAACGAGAUCGGCGGCGUGUGGCACUGGAAUCGAUAUCCCGGAGCGAGGGUGGAUUCGGAAUCACCACUGUACAUGUUCCACAUCCCCGAGCUGUGGAACAAGUUCAAGUACAAGGAGCGGUUUCCGGACGCCAAAGAGCUCCGCCGCUAUCUCAACUACGCGUCCGACACGCUGGAGUUGAAGAAGGACGUCUACUUCCACUCCAAGGUGAUCCACGCCCAGUUCAACAAAGCCACAGGUCGAUGGACCGUCAAGACGAACGCCGGCCACACGGCCACCGCAAAGUAUUUGGUCAUGUGUGUCGGGUUGCUACACAACUCUUACACCCCCGACAUAGCCGGCAUGGGUGAUUUCAGAGGCGACAUUUACCAUUCAUCCAACUGGCCGAAAGACUAUAGCGUCAAGGGAAAGAAAGUGGCCCUGAUCGGGGCCGGAGCGACUGCCGUCCAGAUCACCCAGGAAGUGGCCAAGGAGGCCGACCACCUGGACGUCUACAUCCGCAAGAUCAGCUUCUGCCUUCCCAUGCACCAGAGGGAGUAUCGGGAGGACGAAUACCUCCAGUACAAGGCAUAUUACCACUCGUUUUUCGCCGCGAGCAAGAAAUCUCGGGUCGGGUUUCCCGUUCAGGGUCCCAACUGCGGCGUCUUCGACGUCACUCCAGAGGAACGUGAAGAGCACUGGGAGCUAGGCUGGGCCAGUGGUGCAGCCAACUUCGGCCUCUCCCAGUACAACGACGUACUGAUAAACCCCGAAGCCAAUCGACUCGCCUACGAUUUCUGGGCCAAAAAGAUCCGGGCGAGGAUGACGGAUCCCAAGAAACGGGAUUUCAUGGCGCCCCUCGAACCGCCUUACUAUUACGGCACCUCUCGGUCGCCACUGGAAGGGGACUAUUACGAGUCCCUGGACCGACCCAACGUGGACAUCAUCGACGUGAGGAACCAGGGGUGGAGGUUUAACGAGACGGGCAUCACCACCGACGACGGCAUCAGUCGUGAGUAUGAUGUUGUCAUUCUGGCCACGGGAUUCGACAGUUUUACCGGCUCAUUUACCCACAUGGGCCUGAAGAAUGUCGACGGGGUCGACAUGAAAGAACUCUGGGAGGGCGGGAUCCACACAUACCUGGGCAUGUUUGCCCAUGGAUUCCCCAAUAUGUUCAUGAUCUGCGCACCGCAAGCACCCACGGCCUUCACCAACAACCCGACCCUGAUGGAAUGUCAAUGGGACCUACUCGAAGACGUGGUCCGCAAAAUGCAAGACGACAAGAUCAAAUACAUCGAACCGAUCCUCGAGGCCGAGGAGGGCUGGAGACACAAGGUGACGUCGGCGACAGAUGGUACCCUGUUCCCGUACACUCGGACGUGGUGGAAUGGGGGCAACAUCGCCGGCAAGAAGGUGGAGAACAUGACCUCAUGA
Molecule: messenger RNA, 1611 nt
Organism: Fonsecaea nubica
Lineage: Eukaryota; Fungi; Ascomycota; Eurotiomycetes; Chaetothyriales; Herpotrichiellaceae
Exons: 3
Coding region: 1-1611 (536 amino acids)
Molecular function (GO): N,N-dimethylaniline monooxygenase activity; flavin adenine dinucleotide binding; NADP binding
Source: RefSeq, a predicted model, not a curated record